CACACCUGUGACUGCUGCCUCUGACUGCCGUGGGGGCAAGAAGCCCACAGGCCCGUCCCUCUGACUGUGCGGACCCUACCUGUGCACAUUUGGGCGAUGUUGGACUCAGUGACCCACAGUACCUUCCUACCCAACACGUCCUUCUGCGACCCCCUGAUGUCGUGGACGGAUCUGUUCAGCAAUGAAGACUAUUAUCCUGCCUUUGAGCAUCAGACAGCCUGCGACUCCUAUUGGACCUCUGUCCACCCCGAGUACUGGACCAAGCGCCACGUCUGGGAAUGGCUCCAGUUCUGCUGUGACCAGUACAAGCUGGAUGCCAACUGCAUCUCCUUCUGCCACUUCAACAUCAGCGGCCCGCAGCUGUGCAGCAUGACGCAGGAGGAGUUCAUCGAGGCAGCCGGCGUCUGCGGGGAGUACCUCUACCUCAUCCUCCAGAACAUCCGCUCGCAAGGUUACUCCUUCUUUAACGACACGGAAGAGACCAAGGCCGCCAUUAAAGACUAUGCUGAUUCCAACUGUUUGAAAACAAGUGGCAUCAAAAGUCAAGACUGCCACAGUCAUAGUCGAACGAGCCUCCAAAGUUCUCAUCUGUGGGAAUUUGUGCGAGACCUGCUUUUAUCUCCUGAAGAAAACUGUGGCAUCCUGGAAUGGGAAGAUAGGGGACAAGGUAUUUUUCGGGUGGUAAAAUCAGAAGCCCUGGCAAAGAUGUGGGGACAAAGGAAGAAAAAUGACAGAAUGACAUAUGAAAAGCUGAGCAGAGCUCUGAGGUACUACUACAAAACGGGAAUUCUGGAACGAGUCGACCGAAGGCUAGUGUACAAAUUUGGGAAAAAUGCCCACGGGUGGCAGGAAGACAAGCUAUGAUCGGCUCGAUUUUAUGGAUCUCUGUCUUCUAGAACAAUCUGAUCACAAUAGACACUGCAAAGUCUUUUUGUUGUUAUUGUUGUUAACCUGCAAAUGUGCUGAUAAAAUUUCUCCACGUCUCAGCUUACAUUUGGAUUCGGAGUUGUUGUCAUCUGUUUGGGGACAUUGACAGCAACUGCUAAGAAAUUCCUUAAUUACUUCUUUUUCUUACCCGAGGGGGAGGAGGGGAUGAUCUUUUGCAGUACCUUAAUCAAACAUGACUUCCCUAAUCAAGAGUUGCACACAGUAGCCCGUGCUAUUGGUGCUGCUCAGAGGAAAGAGUCCAGUUCUGCCAUUCGAGUUCUCUCCAGUGUUCCGGUUCGAAAGGCUCAGAAAUUUUCACAUUUUUAACUGUGGCAAGCUCACAAAGGAAAAGCAUUGGGAUAGUGGGAGGGGGCGAGGUGUGGGUAAGACAAACAUACUGUAGAUUUUAAAUCAUUCGCGUCAAAUGCCGUAGAAGUUGACCAUUAAAGGAGCGAAUGCAUCAAGCUGGGAACGUGACUGGAUUUAGCCUAGCUUUAAUAGUAAGUCUCUGAACCAGAGCAUCCCUUGGGCCACUCAGCAAAAUUCCCAUGGCCAUCUUUCUAGAGCAACACACUUAAAAUUAGGCACGUUAUUAACGACUGCUGAGUUUAUUCCCCCUCUUCUCCUCCUGGUGGGGGGCGGCCAGGUUAGUCAACGGAUACUUGCGCCCGUUCCCAAAUCACUGCUGUUUCUGAUUCAAGCUGUCAGCACCACAGAAUGUAACUUGUUGGUUCCAUCUGUGGCCAAGGCGUUAAACCUUUACAGAACUGGCAGUACCCUGACAACUCUGUAAAGGCCAAUUAAAUUUAGAAAACUCUUUUGUUUUGUCUUCCUGGUGUGCACUCAAGCUCUAAAACACAUUUCCUUGACAAAAGUAGCGAGAAUGAAUUUAUACCAGUAAAUGUUCACGGGUUCGAGUCUGCACUGACAUCUUCUCAUUACUUGCUGGUGGGGAAGCCAUGAGUGACCUACAAGGAGGUGGCCUGUCCCUAGGACCACUAUUCCACCAGAGCAGGGAUCCCCAUGUGACCAGGCACUGACCCACCAUACAGGCUGAGGACCUCCGGGCGUAGAGUUUAACUUCAAAGGCAACGUGUUUUUAAAAAUGUGAAUUACUGUAAAAUAAUCUAUUUUUGGAUUCGUGUGUUUUCCAGGUGGAUAUAGUUUGUAAACAAUGUGAAUAAAAUAUUUAACAUGUUAAAGUG
Messenger RNA from Suricata suricatta (meerkat), 2132 nucleotides. RefSeq names its product E74 like ETS transcription factor 5 (gene ELF5). The coding region runs from base 97 to 864 and encodes 255 amino acids. Gene Ontology annotation, cellular component: nucleus. Lineage: Eukaryota; Metazoa; Chordata; Mammalia; Carnivora; Herpestidae. The record is from RefSeq and is a predicted model, not a curated record. The transcript is spliced from 7 exons. Gene Ontology annotation, molecular function: sequence-specific DNA binding; DNA-binding transcription factor activity, RNA polymerase II-specific. Gene Ontology annotation, biological process: regulation of transcription by RNA polymerase II; cell differentiation.